AUGUCUUCUGAAAGGCAGCAGAUCUAUGAAGAGCUUUCUGUUGGCUGUCAUGCCUACCGCGAAGGCUUCAAGAGUUCAUAUGACUAUAUCCCAUCAAAAGGAGCAGGUAUUGCAUUCUGUUUGCUCUUCGGAAUCACAAUGAUUGCACAUAUUGUGCAGUUCUCCUGGAAGCGGACAUGGUGGUGCUGUGUCUUUGCCAUUGGUAGCGCUGUGGAAGUUCUUGGCUGGGCUGGACGUACCUGGAGCUCUGAUUGCCCAUAUAACAGUACCGCAUUCAUGAUUCAGAUAUCGACAUUGAUCAUUGCUCCUGUUUUCUACACAGCCGGAAUCUACAUUUUACUUGGUCGCUUGAUCAAAGUGUUCGGUCCGGAAAGCUCCUUCCUCUCACCCAAGCUCUACCUUUGGAUAUUCUGCACUUGCGACGUCAUCUCUCUCGUUAUCCAAGCAGCUGGAGGCGGCCUUGCAUCUUCCGCUUCAAAUGGCAAAGGCGACACUAAACCGGGCACCAACACCAUGGUUGCGGGUAUAGUCUUUCAACUAGUCUCGAUCAGUGUGUUUGUAUACUGUGCGAUUGACUUCCUUCGACGGACGACCCGUGCCGGCUUGAUAAAGAUGGGGAAAGUGGACUCCACCAACUGUAUUGUUCUCGCGAUGAUCAUCUCAGUCGUUUUUAUCUAUAUCCGGUCCAUUUAUCGUGUUGUUGAGCUUGCUCAGGGCUGGACAGGCUAUAUCAUAACUCACGAGGUAUUUUUCAUCGCUCUCGAUGGUGUCAUGAUGAUCGUCGCUGUGGGGAUUUUCAAUAUCUUUCAUCCUGGCUGGCUACUGCCGUCUUAUGACUCUUUUACGCUACCAAAGCACCGGAGUUCUCGUGAGAUGACGGCCCAAAAAUUGCAAAGCCCUGAGAGCAGCGAAAAUAGGGGUCCUGGGAGCUACUGA
Messenger RNA from Penicillium manginii, 936 nucleotides. RefSeq names its product RTA1 domain-containing protein. Gene Ontology annotation, cellular component: fungal-type vacuole; plasma membrane. The transcript has 3 exons. The record is from RefSeq and is a predicted model, not a curated record. NCBI's taxonomy places the organism in Eukaryota, Fungi, Ascomycota, Eurotiomycetes, Eurotiales, Aspergillaceae. Bases 1 to 936 code for a protein of 311 amino acids.